Pogonomyrmex barbatus (red harvester ant) is the source of this 4357-nucleotide messenger RNA. RefSeq names its product Wnt ligand secretion mediator (gene wls). NCBI's taxonomy places the organism in Eukaryota, Metazoa, Arthropoda, Insecta, Hymenoptera, Formicidae. Gene Ontology annotation, biological process: Wnt signaling pathway; intracellular protein transport; Wnt protein secretion. Gene Ontology annotation, cellular component: organelle membrane; endomembrane system. Gene Ontology annotation, molecular function: Wnt-protein binding. The record is from RefSeq and is a predicted model, not a curated record.
AAAAUAAUGCGAUCUCUACGAUUUUAAGUCUUACAGUUGACAAUUUUCUCGACCGAGAAAUUAAAGUUAAAGUCGGGGAUGAUGAGACCGGUCCUAAAAAAAGGGAGCAGCCGAAAGAGCAAGGGAAACAUCUCGCAGCGCUGAGAGAUCGAUACAUCGUUGGACGGACGCCAGAGUUUUUCGAUGUCUCGAAAUUCGAAAUUUCACGAGUGCCGCGAGCUUGGUGAAUUCUCCAUCGCGAUGGUGUGACGAGUGGUGAGUGCUGACCGGUGGCUUCCAUUUUGAGAGACACACAUUCCCCGGCUCGCAGACGCGAUCCUGUUGUUGUUCGCGUACGCGUGAUUUCGACUCGGUGUCUCGACAUCGGUGGGUGCCCAAGAAUCCUUCGACGUGACCCCGCGGAGUCACGACACGGCGAGAAAGUAACGCGAGAACCGACACGAUGCAGGGUACCAUAAUUGAAAAUCUGAGCGGCAAGAAGCUUUCGAUAUUGGUGAUCCUCCUGAUAAUCGCACAAAUAGUUUGCUUCCUAAUUGGCGGUUUAAUCGCACCUACGCCUGCUAGUAGCCAAAAUAUUCUUGGCACACCCUGCAAAUAUGUUAGUGUUAAUGGGUCUCAUGACGAAAACAAAUGGUUUUACUCGAGAGGAGAAGGUUCUUGCACUCCUGUCGACAUGCAUCACUUUAGUUUAGACACUCAUCAGCAGGCUUAUCAAGUUGUAUACACGUUUCAGAUGCCCGUACCUCGGAAUAGCAUGCAGCUUGACUAUUCGAGAUGGCAGCAAAAUUUGAUAGGUGUUUUGCAAGUGGAUAUAUCUUAUAUUAGCCAGAUUGAAGUUGCCCCUAGGACGAAAAUAACAUUGGACGCACGACUGGCAUAUCGAAACAAAGGUGAUCCAGAUAAUGCAUGGAAACCAUACGCUGCUUCUAUCGUAGAAAGAAUUUUGGAUUGCAGCAUAGACAAGCCGCUGGAGCACUACAAUUACAACUGUAGCGUUAUGCCAUUAUUUGAACUAGGAUCUUUGUAUCAUGAUUAUUAUUUGUUAAAUAUUCGUCUUCCUUCUGAUACUAAUAAAAACCAAGGAUUGGGACAUAUUGUGGAUUUGUGGCUUACAGCUAUUAAUCAAAAUGGUGGAUUCACAAAGGUAUGGGUGAGUCUAAAGACUGUUUAUUUCCCAAUAGUACUAGGUGUUUUGGCUUGGUAUUGGAGGAGAGUGUACAUGCUAUCCAGAUCGCCCGCACUUUUGGAGUACAUGCUCUUAGCUUUGGGUUCUGCGUUAACAUUUUUAAAUCUACCUUUGGAAUAUUUAACACUUGCUUACGACAUGCCAUUUAUGCUUUUGCUGGGUGAUAUUCGACAAGGAGUAUUUUAUGCAACGUUAUUAUCAUUCUGGCUUGUAUUUGCUGGUGAACACUUGAUGAUACAGGAGGGUGAACAAAGUAAUUCAUUAAAAUGUUACUGGCGACAUCUCUCUGCAGUGGGUACCGGUUGUCUCUCGCUGUUCGUAUUUGAUAUGUGCGAACGUGGUGUACAAUUAAGAAAUCCAUUUUACUCAAUUUGGGUUACCGACCUUGGCACAAAAUUGGCACUCUCUUUCAUUAUCUUGGCUGGUAUAUCGGCCGGAGUGUAUUUGCUAUUUUUAUCUUAUAUGAUAUGGAAAGUAUUCAUGAAUAUCAGCGCGAAGAGAGCCGUUUUACCUAGCAUGAGCUCAGCGCGACGCCUGCAUUACGAGGGAGUCAUAUACCGUUUUAAAUUCUUAAUGAUUGCAACAUUAUUAUGCGCUUCAUUAACUGUUAUAGGUUUUAUACUAGGACAGGUUGCGGAAGGUCAGUGGAAAUGGGAUGAAGAUUUACAAUUAGAAAUGACGUCUGCCUUUUUCACUGGAGUGUAUGGAAUGUGGAAUAUUUAUAUUAUUGCAUUAUUAUGUCUUUACGCACCUUCUCAUAAGCAAUGGCCCAUUGAACCGUCAGAAAACAGUGUUAGUGAAGAAAUCGAAUUUUCUCCCUUGCCAACCGAUCCAAAUGAGAUGCUGUCUCUAACUGCAUUCGCACGAAAAACAGCAGUAGAGUAAAGUAUACAUUUCUAUUUAUGUACAUUUUGUAAGAAACAAGACAACACGAUAACAAAACUCUACUUAAUAUUUAAUGUACUUAAUUGUUAUAGGUAGAAUUUGUAAGUAGGGCUGUAUCUAGAUUUUUCACUACCUAUUAGGAAUCCAAUGACUGAUAAUACUCCUCUAGUAACACAAUUUUAUAUGCCAAAUUUAAUUAUUUAUUACUUCUAACUCUUUUUGUAUGUUUUUUAUAUAUCUAUUUAUAAUAUUAUAUUAUCUAUAAUAAAAGAAUAAGUCAUUUCAUCUCAAGAUUUAUUGACAUUUGUCAUAAAUACAAACUUCGAAGUGUAUUUAAUAAGAUUUGGUUUUUAUAUAAGAAUUUAGCGUAAUGCAUUAUAAAUAUAUAUAAACAAAUACAAAAUGAUGUAUAAUAGUUAAAAUCACAUACUUAAAAGAGCGAUAUCAAAAUUAUCAGAAUAAAAAUUAUAAACGUCUAAUCGUGUUAUUUUAAUAUAACAUUCUCUUUCAUUGACACAAAGACAUUGUUAUAUUAAUAUUCUCUACAUCUUUUUAAAACUGCAAAAAUACUGCUUAAACGACAAUCAAACUUCCAAAUCAAAUGUUUUUAUGCGAAUGAAAUGAAAUGACUUUAUGUAAUAAACAGCGACUAAUUGAUAAUUGAGAUAGGACUUACACAGUAUUAUGUAAAUGUAUUAUUUAGGAUUUAUUUCUACAUUUCUACAAAGCUUUUAAUAGAUAAAGUAUAUCUGCUAAUUAAUCAAUGAAAAUCUUUUUUUGAUGUUUAAAGUAUCGUCAAUAUUACAAAUAGAUUUAUUUAACUGAUAUAUUUACCUUUUUUUACCGAAUGACUUUGAAUGAAGUUUCAAAAUUAUGAGAUUUUAGAAACAUGAGAUGAGGUUUGAAUUCAAUAUCUAUUGAAUUAACAAUCAGUCGCUCUAUUAACCACAUCGGGGGAUCAUUUGAAUGAAAUGUUGAGAGAAAAAGUUAGAGAAAGAAUUUUUCUUUGGCAUAUUUUUUAUAUAAUAAGAUUUUUAAAACAUCUUUCAGUAUUAUAUGUUAGUAUUAUAUGUUAUAGUAGCGACAGUGUCUGCACUAAUCUAAUAAAUCAUAUUUUAUAUUAACAUGUGACGUGUCCGUUAGCGUAAGAGCUGUAAUUAUUACGUACUUAAAUAAUUAAUUAAUCUUAAAUUAAUCUUGAACAUUUGAAGAUAUAGCAUUCCAAUCUUAUAAGAUGUUGUAAUAAACAGUAGAUGCGUUUAUAUAAGUAACUUAUAUCUAAUCAGCUAAAAAGCAAUGUCACGAAUAGAUUUUAGAAAAUGAAUUUAUAUUAAGAAUUCGAAAACAUAUGUUUUUUAUUAACUUGUCAUAUGUCAAGCGUAAGGUGCGUGCAGAGAGGAAAGUAAUUUUUACGUCUCAAUUCAAAUUAAAACAUGAAAAGCCUCGUAUGAUAUCUUAUUAUAUUAUACAUAUCAUUAUUGGGCAUUCAUCUAUCAUUUGUAACAAUGUAUUUUAUCAUGAUCGAUAGUAUUAAGAGUCAGUGUUCAUAAUUUAUUACAGCAUGCUUUUUGAAAAUAACAACUCUACAUGGAAAGUAUGUGCCAACUUACUCAAGUCUGACAUUUAAUAGCAUCAGUUUUUUAUUAUAUACAUAUUGUUAUACAUCAAGUACUAAGUCUUUCACAUUUUAGAUGCACUACAAAUAUAAGAAAUUUUUGCACGAUUUUCAUAAACAAAAUUAGAUUCAGAACUAUUUAGUAAUACUUUACUGAUAAUUGUACGUAUUUAAUGUAAUAUCGAGAUAUUUAAUGUAGUACUUAAAAAAAGGCACUGAUCGUAUAGUAGCAUUUUACAAACAAGGUGCAAUAGAGUUUUCCUCCGUAUAUCGACUUCAUACUAGUGCGUAUUAAUCAAGUAACAUAGCGAUGUUUAAAUUAGGCAUGCGUAAAGUGAAGUUUAUAGAAUUAAUUAUUUUGCUUUUAUAAAUAAUUAAUUCACAUCGCUCCUUAAACAGCGCCCCAAUAAUUAGUUCAAGAUCUGGUUUCACUAAUAAUUAUCAUUGUUUCAUCAUUAUGUAAAAGAAAUGUAUCGAAAAUAACUGUAUUUAUAAGUGAUCCCAUACAACUGUACAUCGCCUUGCAUUCGCAACCAUUUUUAUAUAAUUUAAUAAUUUUUAUACACUUUUUAAAUAAAGGAAUUUGUUGUAAUCAGUUCUGCAUAUGCGAUUCAACACAUCUGACAGAAUAAAAAUUUGAAUUGCAAUAAAUCUUCAAAUACAUAAAUUAU